AUGGUUCUUAUGGGUGUGGAUGCCAGAUGCCUGAGUCUCUUUCUUCUUUGUACAAUAACCAGUCAUUCUUUGGAGAUAAAAGUUAAUCCUCCCCAGGAUUUUGAAAUACUGGAUCCUGGAUUACUGGGUUAUCUCUAUUUGCAAUGGAAACCUCCUGUGAUAAUAGAAAAUUUUAAGGAAUGCCCACUAGAAUAUGAGUUAAAAUACAGAAAUGUUGGUAAUGACAGCUGGAAGACCAUCAUUACUAGGAAUCUCAUUUACAAGGAUGGGUUUGAUCUUAACAAAGGCAUUGAAGGAAAGAUACGCACACGUAUGUCAGAACAGUGUGCAAAUGGAUCGGAAGUUCAAAGUGCAUGGACAGAAGCUUCCUAUUGGAUAUUAAAUGAAGGAAGCAUGGAAACUAAAAUUCAGGACAUGAACUGUAUAUAUUAUAACUGGCAGUAUUUGGUCUGCUCUUGGAAGCCUGGCAAGACAGUACAUCCUGAUACCACUUAUACUUUGUUUUUCUGGCAUGAGGACUUGGAUCAUGCUUUGCAGUGUGUCCAUUACCUUCAGGAUAAUGAAAAAAAUGUUGGAUGCAAACUUUCCAACUUGGAGACAUUAGACUACAAAGAUUUCUUUAUUUGUGUUAAUGGAUCCUCAAAAUUGGGACCUAUCAGAUCCAGCUACAUGGUUUUUCAACUUCAAAAUAUAGUUAAACCAUUGCCACCAGAAUUCCUUCAUAUUGGAGUUGAGAAUUCUAUUGAAAUUAUAAUGAAAUGGAAUGCACCUGGAGGGCCCAUUCCACCAAGAUGUUACACUUAUGAAGUUGUGGUCCAAGAAGAUUAUAUUUCCUGGGAGUUUGCCACAGAUGAAAAUGAUAUGAAGUUGAAAAAGAGAUCAAAUGAAAGUGGAGAACUAUGCUUUCUUGUAAGAAGUAAAGUCAAUAAAUAUUGUGCAGAUGAUGGGAUCUGGAGUGAAUGGAGUGAAGAGGAAUGCUGGGAAGGUCAUGCAGAGCCAGACUCAAAGAUUAUUUUCAUAAUACCAGUUUGCAUUUUCUUUAUAUUCCUUCUUAUUCUUCUUUGCCUUGUGGAGAAGGAUGGACCUGAGCCAACAUUGAGCUUUCAUGUGGAUAUCAACAACGAAGUUUAA
Molecule: messenger RNA, 1131 nt
Organism: Psammomys obesus (fat sand rat)
Lineage: Eukaryota; Metazoa; Chordata; Mammalia; Rodentia; Muridae
Gene: Il13ra2
Product: interleukin 13 receptor subunit alpha 2
Exons: 9
Coding region: 1-1131 (376 amino acids)
Biological process (GO): cytokine-mediated signaling pathway
Cellular component (GO): membrane; external side of plasma membrane
Molecular function (GO): cytokine receptor activity; protein binding
Source: RefSeq, a predicted model, not a curated record